Messenger RNA from Myotis myotis, 2233 nucleotides. It is a transcript of the gene NDUFS2, whose product is annotated as NADH:ubiquinone oxidoreductase core subunit S2. Lineage: Eukaryota; Metazoa; Chordata; Mammalia; Chiroptera; Vespertilionidae. The coding region runs from base 565 to 2070 and encodes 501 amino acids. The record is from RefSeq and is a predicted model, not a curated record. Gene Ontology annotation, biological process: mitochondrial electron transport, NADH to ubiquinone. Gene Ontology annotation, molecular function: NAD binding; quinone binding; NADH dehydrogenase (ubiquinone) activity. The transcript has 14 exons.
AGUCGCCGCGGGGAGGGGGGGAGGCGGCAGGGAGACGCACAAAAGCCGCAGUGUCCUCGGCGCCCGAGCCCGCACCGUCCCAGCCAGGCCGCCCCCACGCAGCCUGUCCGCGCCGGCGGCUCCCGGGACGGAGCGGGGUGCGCCCUCCGCCCGCGUGGGGCUGUCGGCUCCCCUCCCCCCUCCCAGGCGGAGAACCCCCAUUCUGCGCAGCUGAGUUCCGGGGGCUGUGACCAGGCCCCGCGGGCCUUGGGGAGCCCGCGCUCCUGGGGCUCGGCCAGGACGGAGCCUCGGGUCCGCCAGACCCGACGGGGCAGCCAUGACGCAGGUGCAGGCGGGUGGGAGGCGCCCCUCGGGUCUGCCACUCUGGGGGCCGCCCUUCCAUCACCGCGGGGUUCCCCGCUGGGGGCCACCAGGCGGGAGAGCGCGAGGCCCCAGGGCUCCCGCCCGAAAGGCCGGCGGGAGCGGAGGGAACAGCCGCCUUGGUCCCCAUUUAAGCCUCCGCGAGGCCGAGGCGCAGACCCGGAAGUCUUCAAGUUCGGGUGGGCGACCCCGCCAGCUUCCAAGAUGGCGGCCGCGUUGUGCCGAGGGCGCGCGGCCCUUCCGAGGUGCGCAGGCGGGACUUCCGGGCGCGCGCGGGGGGACUUCCGCUCGGCCUCCACCGCCGUCGGCAGCGGCGACAUGGCGGCGCUGAGGGCUGUACGCCGCCUCGGGGGCGCGGCGGCCCAGCUGCUGCGGCCCGGCGCUGGGGGCCGCCUGCAGGUGCAGCCCGGCAGAGGUGCCCGGCAGUGGCAGCCAGAUGUGGAGUGGGCCGAGCAGUUUGGGGGAGCGGUCAUGUACCCCACCAAGGAGACAGCCCACUGGAAGCCUCCACCCUGGAAUGAUGUGGACCCUCCGAAGGACACAAUGGUGUCAAACCUGACCCUGAACUUUGGGCCCCAGCACCCAGCAGCCCAUGGUGUGCUACGCCUGGUGAUGGAGCUGAGUGGGGAGAUGGUGCGGAAGUGUGACCCUCACAUCGGGCUGCUGCACCGAGGCACCGAGAAGCUCAUUGAAUACAAGACCUACCUGCAGGCCCUUCCGUACUUUGACCGGCUGGACUACGUGUCCAUGAUGUGCAAUGAGCAGGCUUACUCGCUGGCUGUGGAGAAGUUGCUGAACAUCCAGCCUCCUCCGCGGGCACAGUGGAUCCGAGUGCUGUUUGGGGAAAUCACACGGCUGUUGAACCACAUCAUGGCUGUGACCACACAUGCCUUGGACAUUGGGGCCAUGACCCCUUUCUUCUGGAUGUUUGAAGAAAGGGAGAAGAUGUUUGAGUUCUACGAGCGAGUGUCUGGGGCUCGGAUGCAUGCGGCUUACAUCCGCCCAGGAGGUGUGCACCAGGACUUACCCCUUGGGCUUAUGGAUGACAUUUACCAGUUUUCUAAAAACUUCUCUCUUCGGAUUGAUGAGGUGGAGGAGAUGCUGACCAACAAUAGGAUCUGGCGGAAUCGGACAGUUGACAUUGGGGUUGUAACUGCCGAAGACGCGCUGAACUACGGCUUUAGCGGGGUGAUGCUGCGGGGCUCAGGCAUCCAGUGGGACCUGCGGAAGACCCAGCCCUAUGAUGUCUAUGACCAGGUGGACUUUGAUGUUCCCAUCGGCUCCCGAGGGGACUGCUAUGACAGGUACCUGUGCCGGGUGGAGGAGAUGCGCCAGUCCCUUCGAAUCAUCUCUCAGUGUCUGAACAAGAUGCCUCCUGGGGAGAUCAAGGUUGAUGAUGCCAAAGUGUCUCCGCCCAAGCGAGCCGAGAUGAAGACGUCUAUGGAGUCUCUGAUCCAUCACUUUAAGUUGUACACUGAGGGCUACCAGGUUCCUCCGGGGGCCACGUACACAGCCAUUGAGGCUCCUAAGGGAGAGUUUGGGGUGUACCUGGUGUCUGAUGGCAGCAGCCGCCCUUAUCGAUGCAAGAUCAAGGCUCCUGGUUUUGCCCACCUGGCUGGUUUGGACAAGAUGUCUAAAGGACACAUGCUGGCAGACGUCGUUGCCAUCAUAGGCACCCAGGAUAUUGUGUUUGGCGAAGUCGACCGGUGAGCAGGACAGCAGCACUUCAUCUCCCUGCCUCUCGACUUCCGUGCGGAGCCUGUCAUCACUGGAAGUGGGCUGUGUGUGUGCACAACACUCAGCUGUUAGGCUUUCUGUGCGUGUUCUAGAAAAGAAAGGAAUAAAUUAGCCGCCUCUGGCCCCUAUGCCAAAG